CCAGCCCUGCCAGGGACAGAAAGUUUUUUAAGUGACUGAACACCGACCGGUGAACAACUCCGGCCUUAACUUAAUAUAGUGAAAGAAACUCGAGAGGGGUAGCCCACUUGUAAUCAAGAGGACAAAUACCUCGAAGGCCGGUGCGUUUUGAUUUCGCGUGUGCUAUAGACACCAAUUGUUAAAGGAACAAUGAAUAUCUGCGAAGACGCCAAAAGGAUUAUGGCUAUGUCCAUUAGCAAACUCUAUUCCUCGCGCACCCAGCGCGGGGGAUUGAGACUCCACCGAAGUCUUUUGCUGUCGCUGGUCAUGAGAUCGGCACGGGACAUUUACCACUCUGUCCAGCUCCUGAGCGAGGAACAGCAACACACUGUCCCCUGUGAACCGGAGCCGCCGGCGACGCCGGUCGUAGAGGAGCCCAUGGAAAUAUCCACGGACCAAACGGUUCCUGAAAUGGACAUCCCCGAGGAUACCGACACAUUGUCGGACGAGGAGGGUGAUUACCCCUCUCUACACGCAGAGGACGGCGAGUGUGACAAAGAAAAUACGGACUCGAGUCAGUGCGAGCGACAUUCCAGGAAACGGCGAGGAAAGGCAGCUGGAGAGCCUGAAUUCCUGCCGAGCAAGAAAGCCAGAAUGGACAAUGAGGACGACAGACGCGUGGGAGUUUUGAGGAGUAGUAACGGGAACUGCUGUCGUACGGUUGAAAUUGUGACUCAACUUUCUGUUCCAAACACUAUCGAGGCGUUCUGAGCGCCCUGGCUGCUGCUAACCGGGAAUUUGAAGUGCUUUUUACAGAGCCGAAACAAGCCAAGGCAUUGACCUAGUUUAUGAACUCGGGACAAUGGGGUCGGGCGCGACGAGAGAGCCCACCUACUCUCCCUCCAGGAUGACUGGGGCAUGUGAACCUCGUCGCUUCGGGGGAAAAAAUCUCCGGAAAAAGUAGUGGCACGAAUAGAAGCCUUUUUGUGGACUCGAGAGCAAUGACUGGUCACUGAGUCAGCGCCUGAAAUGCUCUUUGGAGCUGUGAGUCAGGCCGUACACACAGACGGCAGCUGUUCAACCCCCCUCAUGUCUGUCCGGGCUAAGAGCGGCAAACAAAGCUUUGGGGUGGGGGAUGGUGCGCCUGUGUCGGGAUUUAUCACCACUACAAGAAGUCACGCUGGUGCUUUGAUCACUUGAUGGGACCAGACCACUACCCCAUAGCUCAGGGGGCGCUGUGUUUGUGAACCAACCCAUAUGGCGUCGAUGGCCCGUAUCGACUGGUCAGGGUAAACAUGCGCGCGCGAGGAAAAACAACAGCAGCGGUGGCGUAGCGCGGCGCGCGGGGGUGACCUCCUGACCAACAAGGACUGUUGUGUCCUCAUAACUGCACUGAGAAUGCCAACAUUCUGUUUGACAUUUUCUUGACAUGGAAUGUCAGAAAAAAGACUUUCUCUCAAGUUGUCUAUGUUUGUUUGUCAAAUCAAACUUUUAUACAGUGAUUUUUAUAUUUAUAUGGCAAUAAAACAAAAAAUGUUUUCAGAAAUUCAA
Messenger RNA from Engraulis encrasicolus (European anchovy), 1530 nucleotides. It is a transcript of the gene ier2b, whose product is annotated as immediate early response 2b. Lineage: Eukaryota; Metazoa; Chordata; Actinopteri; Clupeiformes; Engraulidae. The coding region runs from base 190 to 750 and encodes 186 amino acids. The record is from RefSeq and is a predicted model, not a curated record. The transcript has a single exon.